ACAAAUAGCCUGUAAUUCCCCUCCUGGAACGAUUCGUAGUUGAAACAGCAAACAUGUCCCUAAAAAUAGGAAAAAUGCUGGGUGAUGUUCUCGGUCGGCGUGGGCCAGAGUACUCUCAAGUAUGCGACAGCACCGAUAGCAUUCGAGAAGAUACGUUGACUGAGUCGACCGCUCAAGGAUCAAGAGGUAGUAGCAUCUCCAGAGUUAUGUCUUUGGCUGCACUUUUCACUCUUGGUGUGGCCGUGGGCAUGCUGGGCACGAGGGCAGUAUACCAAACAAAAACAUCUACUUUGGGGUGUAGCACUGGUGAACUACCGAUCCACGGUGAUUUUGUCCCUCAGGUUCGUAUCUCUUCUUGCGCUCCCCAGCUCGUCCGCCAUUACCCAGAGUUCGAAGCUCCCCCUCCAGCUGAGGAAGAAACGGAGGAAGUUUGGGACUCUCUGAUUCCGAACGGUGUUGGUUACGUGAUCCACCCUGACAUAUCACCGAAUAUGUCCGUUCUGGGCGUUUUCCACGAACUGCAUUGUUUGUAUCUCAUCCGUCGAGCCUACUACGCGAAUAACACCGUAGAGGAGAGCUUCGACGUGGGCAUUGAACGACAUCCGCACGUCGGGCAUUGUUUCGACUAUCUACGCCAAAGUAUCCUCUGUGCUGCAGAUUCGCAUUUAGAACCUACAACCGAGCGAGUAAUCGGAAACGACCGGUGGGGCUUUCAGCGGCAAUGUCGCAACUACACAGAGAUUAAAGAGUGGGCAGCGCAAUGGAAGGUGUUUGAUAUCGAAGGAUCUUUUGUUCCAUCCUUCUUGCAACACAACCACUAAGAUGGCACUAAGAUGGCGAUCUGAGGAAGAAUGGCGAACGAACGCAAAGCAAGAUUAUAAUUACAAUUCAAUAACCCCAUCAUCACCAUCAUCGCAGAACCCGAAAUGAUCUCCAAGUGGUAUCUUCUCCACACUGUCUCUGUAACAGGCCGUGUGCUUGGUCGCAUAUUCCCGUAGCUGAGCCCAGGGCUU
This is a messenger RNA of Aspergillus pseudonomiae, 1013 nucleotides long. RefSeq lists its product as uncharacterized. The record is from RefSeq and is a predicted model, not a curated record. Gene Ontology annotation, biological process: mycotoxin biosynthetic process. The transcript has 4 exons. Bases 54 to 821 code for a protein of 255 amino acids. NCBI's taxonomy places the organism in Eukaryota, Fungi, Ascomycota, Eurotiomycetes, Eurotiales, Aspergillaceae.